UAUAUAUAAAAACCAUCGAUGGGACUUUUGAAAUAUUUAUCCAUUUAUCUUGUGCUUAAUUGUGAAUCGUAAUAUGUCAGCAAAAUGUGUAUAACAUACAUACUCAAACGAAGUGCCAACAUAAAACAGAAAAUAUAUAAUUUUUGAUCUACGAACAUUGUGCGCAUUUCGUCUGUUUACCAACACUGCGUUAGUUAGUGUCAAGCUGACAGGUGGACAGUACGGCAACUCUGCCAGCUGGAAGACCUUCGUUUUCACCAAUUAGAAAAUUACAAAUUUUCCAAUUGGAGAGAUCAGGAUCACCAGCCAGCCGCACACCACCACAAGCCGAGUGGUCCACCGCUGCUCCCCACACAGACACGCAAGGACAUCGCACGGAGGACCGAGGAGCAGCCGGAUCAGGAUUAGGAUCAGGAGCAGGAACAGGAUUAGGAAUAGGAAUAGGACAGGACAGUCACCGAUCCCACGACAAUGUUCACGGGCAAGCUGCAGAUCAAGGUGUGCGAGGCGAGCGGCCUGCGGCCCACAGAUUUCCAGAAGCGCCACAACCUCACCUUCGGCAAACUGGCCGACGAGCAGCUCAUCGAUCCCUAUGUCUCCAUAGAUGUCGACGAGAGUCACUUCGAUCGAGCCACCACACGGCCAAAGACAUUCGAUCCUGUUUGGAACGAGCAGUUCGUCCACGACGUGACCAACGUGAGCAACAUCAACUUGACCGUCUUUCAUGAUGCCGCUCUGCCGCCGGAUGACUUUGUGGCCAACUGCAACAUCUCCUUCGAGGACCUCAUGCAGAGCGAGACGGCUGUGCAGGAUCUAUGGGUUAACUUGGAGCCGCAGGGCAAGAUUCACGUCAUCAUUGAGCUGAAGAAUCGCACGGAUAAAGCCAAAGCCGAGGCCGUGGUGGAGCACACCGUGGCCGUCAACAAGGAGUUCAAAGAGCGCGCCGGAUUCAACCGCCGUCGCGGUGCCAUGCGUCGUCGGGUCCAUCAGGUGAAUGGGCACAAGUUCAUGGCAACGUUUUUGCGUCAACCCACCUUCUGUUCGCAUUGCCGGGAGUUUAUCUGGGGAAUUGGUAAACAAGGCUAUCAAUGUCAAGUCUGCACGUUAGUUGUACAUAAAAAAUGUCACCUGUCGGUGGUGUCCAAGUGUCCGGGCAUGCGGGAUGAGCAGCAAGCCAAAGUGGAGGUGGUGCCGGCGGGCCAGAGGUUCAAUGUGAAUAUGCCGCACCGCUUUGUGGUGCACAGCUACAAGCGGUUCACCUUCUGCGACCACUGCGGAUCCCUGCUGUACGGCCUGAUCAAGCAGGGAUUGCAGUGCGAGACCUGCGGAAUGAACGUGCACAAGCGGUGCCAGAAGAACGUGGCCAACACGUGCGGCAUCAACACGAAGCAGAUGGCCGAGAUCCUCAGCUCGCUGGGCAUCUCGCCGGACAAGCAGCAGCCGCGCCGCUCCAAGUACUUGAACCAGCAGGGCGAGGACAACUACGGGGCAUCCCUGGGCAGCGAUGGCGACGGUGCUCCGGGGCAGUCCUUUCGCAGUUGCGCCUUGUCGGCGGACAGCCUGGCCACCUCGACGACGACGCUGACCAGCGGGUAUAAUAGCAGCAGCUGCAUGAGCCUGGCGGUGGGCGGACCUGGAGGCAGCGGGGCCACUGGAGAAACGCGUCCGGGCAAGUGCUCCUUGAUGGAUUUCAACUUCAUCAAGGUGCUGGGCAAGGGCUCGUUCGGCAAGGUGAUGCUCGCCGAGAAGAAGGGCACCGACGAGAUCUACGCCAUCAAGGUGCUCAAGAAGGACGCGAUCAUCCAGGACGACGAUGUCGACUGCACCAUGACAGAGAAGCGCAUCCUGGCGCUGGCCGCCAACCAUCCCUUCCUGACUGCGUUACAUUCCUGUUUCCAGACCCCGGACCGCCUGUUCUUCGUGAUGGAGUACGUGAACGGCGGCGAUCUGAUGUUCCAGAUACAGAAGGCGCGUCGGUUCGAGGCCUCGCGUGCCGCCUUCUAUGCGGCGGAGGUGACUCUGGCCCUGCAGUUUCUCCACACCCACGGCGUCAUCUACCGCGACCUGAAGCUGGACAACAUCCUGCUCGACCAGGAGGGCCACUGCAAGCUGGCCGAUUUCGGUAUGUGCAAGGAGGGCAUCAUGAACGGCAUGCUGACCACCACCUUCUGCGGCACCCCCGACUACAUUGCCCCGGAGAUCCUCAAGGAGCAGGAGUACGGCGCCUCCGUCGACUGGUGGGCGCUGGGCGUCCUCAUGUACGAGAUGAUGGCUGGCCAGCCGCCGUUCGAGGCCGACAACGAGGACGAGCUCUUCGACUCCAUCAUGCACGACGACGUCCUCUAUCCGGUUUGGCUGUCCCGCGAGGCCGUCUCCAUACUGAAGGGUUUUCUCACCAAGAAUCCGGAGCAGCGACUGGGUUGCACUGGCGACGAGAACGAGAUACGCAAGCAUCCAUUUUUCGCCAAAUUGGACUGGAAGGAGCUGGAGAAGCGCAACAUAAAGCCACCAUUCCGACCGAAAAUGAAAAAUCCACGCGAUGCCAACAACUUCGAUGCGGAGUUCACCAAGGAGGAUCCCGUACUCACACCGAUUGGAAACGAGGUGGUGCGCUGCAUCAACCAGGACGAGUUCGCCGGCUUCUCGUUCGUGAAUCCCAAGUUCGUAGCGGAGCACAAAGUCCACUAAGGCCCAACGAUCGCAGUUCAUGUUCACCUACCAGUUCGAUGGAUUGCGAUGCGGUCUGGAGCCCCGAUGAGACUGGGUAUCCCGGUCGGCAUGGGUGGCACCAAGCCCAGCCAGAUUGCCAUCGCGCCGAGCUGUCAUCGAGCGAGUAGCGCAUCCCCCAGCAAAAGCAGUCUAAUAUUUUCAUUUCCCAAUUUCCCGUAACUCCCCCCCGGCGCACUCGCCCCCAUUGUUGUCUGUUUCCAGUCGUAGUCAUGAUGCUCGUCCUCGUUUCGUUUCGUUACCGGUCCUGUGUGUAGAUCACUCAUCCACAUCCAACUACCAGUGCCAAUUGUCGAAACUGCUAGCUUCAAAUUGAAUUAGGGGCGCUCCUGGCACCCAAAACCUUUUCCCGCUUCAAGCUCCACGCCUGUUGGAAUUCAUUUAUGUUGUUUGCCAAGCUCCCAAGAACAGAAAACAACAAAAAAAAGCAAAAAACAAAACAAAAAGAAAGAAAAAGAAAAAGAAAAAAAGAAGGAGAAGGAGAGAAGGAAAGUAAGAGAUACCCCCACCCAUCUAGUCAAUGCCCACUGGCUGAGUGCAUUUUGUUAUUAGUUAUUUAUUGAUUGUUUGACGUGCCGAAUCUCAAGUUUCGCACUCACAGACCGACAGCAUCCAAGCAGAGCUCUAUUUACGGGAGGCGAGGCACUUGCUCCAAGCGAAUCUCAAGGGAAUUUCUAACACAAUAGCCGCAAUGUGCCGUCUGUACCACAUACACCACACAAUACAAGCGACCACACGGGUCUAGUUUCAUUUGUUUUAUGUAUUCGAAAUCUUGCACAACUUCCUUCUCAAGUAUUAAAGCGAUAUUAUUUUAAAGUUACCUUAUUGUUAUACAUAAAUAUUUAUAAAAUGAAAACAAAACAAAAUGAAGCCAAAAAGCCCUAAUACAAACGCAUACAAUUUACCAACAAAGAGAAAAUGAAAGUAAAGCUAACUAAUCAUAGAGGUAAAGCUAAACCCACAAAGAGAAUGUCUAUAAAAUUCAUAUUAAUUUAUGCUAAACAAAUUAUGAAUACAAAACGUGUUUAGUCUGUAAGCAAAGAAGAAGGAGAACAAACAAAUUAUAUAUAUAAAGUAUAUAUAUGAACCAUAUAAAUUGUGAAACUAAAGCAUAUAUAACACACACAAAUGGCAAAGAUUUAGCGUAUGAGGAAAAUCCGAACAAAAUUAUAUGAAAUUGUAAAAUGUGGCAUAGGAAGAUAGGAGACAAACAAUAUGACUAUUAUGUGUUGAUUUUAAAGCCAAAGACUCAAGCUAAGUUCUAUUCGCAAUUAACUGCAUUCAAAUCUAGCAUAAAUUUGAUUGGUACCCCUUAAAUGUUGUUACGAUUAUUAUUUACUCCAUAGAAAAUUUCGAGCUGCGAAAUUGUUUCUGUUUUUCGAUUUCCGUCUACCAAAGCGAGAGGAAUUACGUAUGCUAAAAUAAAUCAUUAAUCAUAAAUCAUUAAUGAUAACUACAAGAUGGAAUAGCAAAGGAAGGAUAACAGAUGAUUUAUUAACUUUAAGCAGCGUUGUUAACUAAAAAUACAAAUCGUAAGGCAAAGGCAAGCAUAAACACACAUUUGUAUGUAAUAAUAACGCCCAGUGUCUAAUAAUAUUUGUGAAAUAGCAAGCCCAGCGUAAGCGCUAGUUACCCAUUUACAAUUUAAAUGUUAACCCAAAGUAUUUUCAAGAACGCAUUUUACCAAAAACAAGCAAAAAACACGAGAAAUAAAAACAAAAUAAAACAACAAACAAAAACACAA
Messenger RNA from Drosophila erecta, 4471 nucleotides. RefSeq names its product protein kinase C (gene Pkc98E). Bases 472 to 2688 code for a protein of 738 amino acids. Lineage: Eukaryota; Metazoa; Arthropoda; Insecta; Diptera; Drosophilidae. Gene Ontology annotation, biological process: protein phosphorylation. The record is from RefSeq and is a predicted model, not a curated record. The transcript has 11 exons. Gene Ontology annotation, molecular function: ATP binding; diacylglycerol-dependent serine/threonine kinase activity.